AUGAGUGCUCGUCUUAGAAUUAGAAAUGGACAACUUUCUUCAUUUCCCUUCAAAAUUCUCCCAUCAUUUCGACUUAGAAGUUUCUCUUCUCAAUCUCCCAAUGCUGCACUUGGAACACAAGAUACCGAACCAGAACCAAAAGCACCCGCCUUGGAUUUAGUAUCAUCAUCGUCAUCAGGUGGUGUAGUCUCACUUAACAAGAAAAUAACGCGUCUGAUUCGAUCGGGGAAUUUAGUAUUAGCCCUUGAAGUAUUUGAGAAAAUGCCUCUGAGGACAACAAUCACAUGGAAUUCAAUCUUGGCUGGGUUUGCGAAAGAGCCCGGUAAGUUAAGAGAAGCUCAGGAACUGUUUGCGAGAAUGCCUGACCGAGAUACUUUUUCUUACAAUCUAAUGUUGUCGUGUUAUUUACGUAACGGUGAUGUGGAGGCAGCCAGAAAUCAUUUUGAUCAGAUGCCUAUUAAAGAUGUUGCUUCUUGGAAUACUAUGAUAACAGUGUAUUCUCGGAAUGGGAUGAUGAGGGAAGCCAAAGAUUUAUUUUUGGCUAUGCCAUUGAAGAAUGGUGUGAGUUGGAAUACGAUGAUAUCAGGAUAUGUUGAAUCAGGGGAUCUCGAAUCGGCUUUGGAACUGUUUCGGGAAAAUCCUGUGAAGGAUGUGAUCUCAUAUACGGCAGUUGUGACAGGGUGUAUGAGGUCUGGUAAGGUUGAAAUGGCAGAGAAAUUCUUUGAAGAGAUGCCGGUAAAAAAUUUGGUGACUUGGAACUCCAUGAUUGCAGGAUAUGUUGAAAAUGGGAGAGGUGAAGAGGGCUUGAAGAUGUUUAAAACAAUGAUUGAAGUGGGGAUUAAGGUGAAUGAGUCAAGCUUGAGCAGUAUUUUAUUGGGAUGUAGUAUUUUAUCAUUUCGGAAGUUGGGAAAGCAAGUCCAUCAGCAUGUUGUUAAAUCUCCUUUGUACUUGAAUACUACAGUAGGAACUUCUCUGAUUAGCAUGUAUUGCAAGUGUGGAGAUUUGGAGGAUGCAUGUAAGUUGUUCCUUGAGAUGCCAAAAAAAGAUGUGGUCUCUUGGAAUGCUAUGAUUUCGGGGUAUGCUCAGCAUGGGGAUGCGGAAAAAGCUUUAGGAUUGUUUGAUAUGAUGAGGAAAAAAGGAAUGAAACCAGAUUGUGUUACGUUUGUAGGGGUUUUAUCAGCUUGUAACCAUGCUGGUCUAGUUGAUUUUGGGAUCCAAUAUUUUGAGAACAUGCAGAACGUAUAUGGAGUUAAACCCCAACCAGAUCACUACACUUGCAUGGUAGACCUCCUAAGUAGAGCCGGUAAGCUUGCCGAGGCCAUGGGAUUGAUUAAGAAAAUGUCCAGGCCUCAUGUGGCUGUAUAUGGGACUCUUCUAGGUGCUUGUAGGAACCACAGAAACUUGGAGGUGGCUGAAUUUGCUGCUACCAACUUGCGUGCUCUUGAUCCAAAUAAUGCAGCUGGUUAUGUUCAGCUUGCAAAUAUAUAUGCUGCUUAUAAUUGUUGGGAGCAAGUAUCUAGAACAAGAAAGUUGAUGAAGGAAAAUAGAGUUGUCAAGACCCCAGGAUAUAGCUGGAUGGAGAUAGAAAAUACAGUUCAUGAGUUCCUGUCUGGAGAUAGGAUGCACCCUGAACUGAAAAGCAUACAUGAAAAGUUAAGUGAGCUGGAGAAGAAAAUGAAGUUGGCGGGGUAUGUCCCUCAUCUCAACUCUGAUUUGCAUAACGUGGGAGAGCAUCAGAAGAAGCAACUACUUCUAUGGCAUAGUGAGAAAUUGGCCAUCGCAUAUGGUCUCAUGAGGUUGCCGGCAGGUACACCAAUCAGGAUAUUCAAGAAUCUUAGAGUGUGCCAUGACUGUCACCAAGCUACAAAAAUUAUAUCAGCUAUUGAAGAAAGGGAGAUUAUUGUCAGAGAUAAGUCGAGGUUUCACCAUUUCAAGAAUGGAUUAUGCUCUUGUGGUGAUUAUUGGUAG
Molecule: messenger RNA, 1968 nt
Organism: Oldenlandia corymbosa var. corymbosa
Lineage: Eukaryota; Viridiplantae; Streptophyta; Magnoliopsida; Gentianales; Rubiaceae
Source: the annotation of a GenBank genome assembly